Callorhinus ursinus (northern fur seal) is the source of this 1895-nucleotide messenger RNA. RefSeq names its product neuraminidase 1 (gene NEU1). Gene Ontology annotation, molecular function: exo-alpha-sialidase activity. Lineage: Eukaryota; Metazoa; Chordata; Mammalia; Carnivora; Otariidae. Gene Ontology annotation, cellular component: intracellular membrane-bounded organelle; membrane; cytoplasm. The record is from RefSeq and is a predicted model, not a curated record. Gene Ontology annotation, biological process: ganglioside catabolic process; oligosaccharide catabolic process.
GGGGGAGUUGUGGACGCGGGGCGGGGAUGAGUAGUAGCUGGCGUUUAAAGGGCCGGGUCAGCUGGGCCACUGCAGCCCGCGUCUAAUCCUGGGGGCCUGGGUCCCGGCUGCCCAGGAAGAGAUGAUGGCGAACCGACCCGGCACAGUGCUCCUGGGCAGGCCCGGGGGACCGCGGAUGCCCGGGUUCUGGGGAGGAUGUAGAGUUCAGGUAUUUGCCGCGAUCUUACUGCCGCUGUUGUCUCUGGCAGAAUUUGGGGCUGCGAUAAGGAACGACUUCAGUCUGGUUCAGCCGCUGGUGACCAUGGAGCAGCUGCUGUGGGUGAGCGGGAGGCAGAUCGGUUCUGUGCACACCUUCCGAAUCCCGCUCAUCACAACCACUCCUCAGGGCACUCUGCUUGCCUUCGCCGAGGCCAGAAAAAUGUCCACAUCGGAUGAGGGGGCCAAGUUCAUUGCUCUUCGGAGAUCCACUGACCAGGGCAGCACAUGGUCUCCGACAGCUUUCAUCGUAGAUGAUGGGGACACCCCAGAUGGGCUGAACCUGGGGGCAGUGGUGAGCGAUAUGGAGACAGGAGUGGUGUUCCUUUUCUAUUCCCUCUGCGCUCACAAGGCAGGCUGCCAGGUGGCCUCCACCAUGUUGGUGUGGAGCAAAGAUGACGGGGUUUCCUGGAGCCCUCCCCGGAAUCUCUCGUUGGAUAUUGGCACCGAGAUGUUUGCCCCUGGACCGGGCUCUGGCAUCCAGAAGCAGCGGGAGCCGCGGAAGGGCCGCCUCAUCGUGUGUGGCCAUGGGACGCUGGAGCGGGACGGGGUCUUCUGCCUCCUCAGUGAUGAUCACGGUGCCUCGUGGCGCUAUGGCAGUGGGGUCAGCGGCAUCCCCUACGGCCAGCCCAAGCGGGAGAACGACUUCAACCCUGAUGAGUGCCAGCCCUAUGAGCUCCCAGAUGGCUCAGUCGCCAUCAACGCCCGGAACCAGAACAACUACCACUGCCACUGCCGGAUAGUCCUCCGCAGCUACGACGCCUGUGACACAAUACGGCCCCGGGAUGUCACCUUUGACCCUGAGCUUGUGGACCCUGUGGUAGCUGCAGGAGCCAUAGCCACCAGCUCUGGCAUCGUCUUCUUCUCCAAUCCAGCCCAUCCCGAGUUCCGUGUGAACCUGACCCUGCGCUGGAGCUUCAGCAAUGGUACCUCGUGGCGGAAGGAGACGGUCCAGCUGUGGCCAGGCCCCAGCGGCUACUCCUCACUGGCAGCCCUGGAGGGCAGCAUGGGCGGGAAGGACGAGGCCCCCCAGCUCUAUGUCCUGUAUGAGAAAGGCCGGAACCAGUACACAGAGAGCAUCUCCCUGGCCAAAGUCAGUGUCUACGGGACACUCUGAGCUGUACACCUGCCACAGGAGUAGAAGGCCUUGGACUUAGCCUUCGGGGCCAUGGGUCCAUAGAGAUCUGCUAGAGUUGCCUAAAAGACAGUUCUACCUUCCUUUAGACUCUAGCCUUUUGCAAAACCAAGUUCUCUUUGACAGGGAAAUCACUCUGUUAGGACUGCAAGCCUGGCUUCUUCCACACAGGAAGUCCUGCCCUCACUUGAGAGCACUUUCUUUCCAUAUCAUUGCUGGGUUUGGCCCCCUGCCCCUUCUGCCUUCCUGGGGCAAUGAUUGGUCCUUUUCUAGGCAGAGCUAGGCAGGCCUGUAGAAUUGAAUAAAUGCAAACUCAGGGAAUUGGGGAAAGCUGAGCUUCCUCUUUGGGGUAAGAUGCUGGCUAUGGUGUGGGCUGGUGAAAGUUCUGGAAGGGCAGUAUUUGGAUUCAGGGUAAAGAACUAGGUGCACCACCCACCUUGACUAUUUAUAAAUUGAAAUAUUUGUAACUUAACGUUUUCAAUGAAGGAGAAUGAGCAUUUGUCAA